This is a messenger RNA of Kogia breviceps (pygmy sperm whale), 483 nucleotides long. The record is from RefSeq and is a predicted model, not a curated record. Lineage: Eukaryota; Metazoa; Chordata; Mammalia; Artiodactyla; Physeteridae.
GUACUCCGGGGAAGUAGGCACCUCCUGCUGGGUUCCUGGCCUACCCACUUCUGUCGGCUCCGAGGCGAGAAGCGCCUUUUCCACAGGAUAUCAAUGCAAGCCUGAGUAAAAAAAGAAUUUCUCCCUCCUAAGCCAUGGCAUAUCAGUUGUACAGAAAUACCACUUUGGGAAACAGUCUUCAGGAGAGCCUCGAUGAGCUUAUACAGUCUCAACAGAUUACCCCCCAACUUGCCCUUCAAGUUCUACUUCAGUUUGAUAAGGCUAUAAAUUCAGCGUUGGCACAGAGGGUCAGGAACAGAGUCAACUUCAGGGGCUCUCUAAAUACAUACAGAUUCUGCGAUAAUGUGUGGACUUUUGUAUUGAAUGAUGUUGAAUUCAGAGAGGUGACAGAACUUAUUAAAGUGGAUAAAGUGAAAAUUGUAGCCUGUAAUGGUAAAAAUACUGGCUCCAAUACUACAGAAUGAAUAGGAAAAAAAUGGCUUU